GGCUUCAUUCAUCUCUUCACAAUGCAUAACGCGAGUAUGAGUGAAUGUUAAGGGUUAAUCGCUUUUCCCCGCCGUGCAGCAAUACACAGUGACAGCCGUCAUGUCAGCUGACGUCAUUAGUUUGUUAUGAAAUUGUCAGCUGCUUCAGUUGUUAUUCGGUGCAGCGAAAUUUCUUCCACCGCAGAUCCGAAAACUACCUUAACUUAACAUAGCUUACAAACCAAACAUUUUGGCCGUAUCCAUUUGCACGUCAUAUGUUUUCCAACUGACCUUCAACUUUGGACCGAUCUGAGAUCAUCAUUCUGAAACGAAUAUCGUGAAUAUUAUGGCUACGGAACAAAAAUUCGAUACCGGGACAAGUUUGUGGGAGCAGUUUUCUAACUUUAUGCGUAAAGAUACAAAAGGAGUAGAGCUCGUAAGCUAUUCAGUAUCCGGAGUUUUGCUUAUCAUGGCCUACCGGAAAAUACGACCCUUCACUAUUUUCGGAAAAUCAUCCGAUAUACCACACCACUUCAUCCGCGAACAAAUAAAACAGUUCGGACGGGUGACCAAAAUUGAACCAUCACAAAUGUAUGGACCACUGCUUGUUGUGCAACACCAUCCACCAGUGAAGGUAUUUUUCUGGUCAAGCAAAACUAUCCCGAUCAAGAUAGAUGGUAUCGAUAUCAACGCGAAUGGAUAUUCCUGGCUACAGUCAGUUGUAGAUGGCAAGGAAGUCAGUUUCAUCCCAAUGAAGCAAUCUUCCAGCCAAGUACACGCCGAAUGCCGUGUCUACCUCAAAGAAUCAACUAAACACAUCGACAUUGGAGAAGCACUGCUAAGUUUGGGAUUUGCCAAACUAUCUGUUACUGUGCCAAAACCCACACGAAAUCGAAAAGAUGUGCAUGCGGUUGCCCUGUACCAGUACUAUCGCACACUGGACAAGGCAGAACGCUAUGCUAAGGACCGUCGUAAUGGACUGUGGCAACAUUCUCUGCCACCUCGCUUGUGGCCCUUAUCGUUAUGGACUGUGUUGUGGGAUCGUGCCGCUAAUGCCAAUCGGUUACCGGCGCUGGUUCGAUAGUAGACUACUGCUCAUUACUAGCGUAUCAGUAACUGAAAGUUACAAUGCUAACAUGAAACCAUAGCGUUAAAGAAGUGCUGCUUAUUAAACACCUUCUGUGCGUGCCUUCAAAAACAAAAUACAAUAAAUAAAAAAUUACGACCUGUUUGAA
Molecule: messenger RNA, 1214 nt
Organism: Anopheles funestus (African malaria mosquito)
Lineage: Eukaryota; Metazoa; Arthropoda; Insecta; Diptera; Culicidae
Exons: 3
Coding region: 326-1063 (245 amino acids)
Source: RefSeq, a predicted model, not a curated record